Daucus carota subsp. sativus is the source of this 2317-nucleotide messenger RNA. RefSeq names its product sinalpyl alcohol oxidase Nec3. The transcript is spliced from 3 exons. The coding region runs from base 1 to 1584 and encodes 527 amino acids. The record is from RefSeq and is a predicted model, not a curated record. Gene Ontology annotation, molecular function: flavin adenine dinucleotide binding; oxidoreductase activity, acting on CH-OH group of donors. NCBI's taxonomy places the organism in Eukaryota, Viridiplantae, Streptophyta, Magnoliopsida, Apiales, Apiaceae.
AUGAAUAUGUUAUGUGCAGACUUGAGUUACCUAAAAUUUGUAAAAGAUGCAACUACAUUCUUACCUGAAGAUAAUCACUAUGACUACAUAGUGGUUGGAGGGGGCACAGCAGGCUGUCCUUUAGCCGCCACUUUAUCGGAGAACUACACCGUCUUACUUAUUGAAAGAGGCGGGGAUGCUCACACAAACCCUUAUGUCAUGCGCGAAGAAAAUUUGCUAGACAAUGCUUUGCAAAUAAAUGAUAAGGACUCGCCUGCUGAAUCGUUCACAUCAGAGGAUGGAAUACCAAAUAUUCGAGGACGGGUCUUAGGUGGCUCUAGCAUGGUUAAUUUUGGAUUCUAUUCGAGAGGUGAUGAUGACUUCUAUAACCGUUCGGGUAUAGAUUGGGACUUUGAUAUGCAGAAAACAGCGUAUGAAUGGAUUGAAGAAACUGUUGUGUUUCGAAAGAAUGAAUUGAAUCUUUUUCAGUCUUCAGUGAGGGAAGCACUUUUACACGCAGACCUCAAACCGGACAAUGGAUUCACUCUUGAUCACGAAGGGGGAACCAAAACCACGGGCAGUACAUUCGAUGCCACAGGAAGGCGAUAUGGAGCAGUAGAGCUUCUUAAUAAAGGAAAACCGGGUAACUUACAAGUGAUCAUCAAUGCAACAGUGGAAAGAGUUCUGUUUAAUUCCUAUUCAACAGAUAUAUCUGCUGCUGGAGUUAUUUACAAGGACUCGAACGGGAGAUCUCAACAAGUUCAAGUUCGCAGAAAUGGAGAAGUAAUAUUGAGUGCUGGAGCUCUAGGCAGUCCUCAGCUUUUGCUACUAAGUGGAGUUGGCCCAAGUUCGGAUCUGGCAUCUAUGAACAUUCCUCUAGUUCACCACCAGCCAUUUGUCGGUCAAUUCAUGAUCGAUCCCCCACUGAAUCAGGUGAGCUUUAUAUCCCCAUUUCCGAUUCCCAUUAAGGGUUCUAGUGACCGUACAGUUGGGAUCCAAAAAAAUUUGUACAUCAUUGAGGCCGUAUCUGCAAUUGCAUCCUUUUUCUCUCCUGCUAGUCGGAUAUUUUUCCCCUACCCUUAUGCGCACCUAAAUAUUACUGCACUCAGCAUAGUUACUAAAACUUCAAGGCCUAUGUCAAGUGGUUCACUUAAGUUAGCAUCUGCAAAAAGUGCCAGCAUUACUCCGAGGGUUCGAUUUAACUAUUUUGCAGACUCCAGAGAUAUAUCAGCUUGUAUAAGUGGGUUGCAGACUAUUGGAAAGAUGAUCAGGAGUCCCAGCAUGGAUCAAUAUAAGUUUGUGGAUAAAGAUGGUAACAAAUAUUAUCAAUUUUUGGGCCUUUCUUUACCGGAAAACAUUUCUGAUCGAAGCAAAAUGGAAUCAUACUGCCGCAGAACAGUGGCUCCUAUCUACCAUUAUCACGGUGGAUGUACAAUGAAGAAGGUGACUGACGGUGAUUUUAAGGUCACUGGUAUAAAAGCAUUACGAGUCGUCGAUGGUUCCACGUUUGUGGCCUCACCGGGGACUAAUCCUCAGGCUACUCUACUGAUGAUGGGCAGGUACGCAGGUCUGAAGAUAAGGGAAGAGAGGAUCCGCCAGGGCUAAUACACUCAGGGAAGCUCCAUCAGUUUAUCAGCUCAUCAGAAAGCUGACUAAAUCAAAAUUGUACAUCUGGAGUUAGUAUUGCAAUACUUGUGGCAGAUUGCCCUUCAACAAAAGGUUUGAAGGACUUACAAUAAACAGCAGUUUUACAAAUAAUAGCAGAUAUAUUACAAAUACUAGUCCAGAAUUUAUUUAUUUGAGCUAAAUAUGUACCCGUAAUCACGUACAGGAAGCAAGAAUAACAAAGUUGCUAAAUGAAUAUAAUAUUUCCACGACACUAAAGAUCAUCAACGACAAUGACUCUAGUUGAAAAGAAGAUAAAACAGAUGUGAUAUUUGUGACAUGUUUUUUAUAUGCACCUGUAUCUUAGAGAAGUUUUCAGGUUAAAUUGGAGGUUACAUUAUGCUCAGCUCCUGAUCUCUAAAGCGUUUCAGAGUAUAAUUGAUCUACCGAACAAGCUGGAGACUGAUAGAAUAUUUUACCCCAACUUUCACAAAUAGGUGUAACGUGUCAAGAGUGUAGUAGUAUGGGCACUUAUCUUUAGAAGAGGGAAGGCGAUGAGCUCAGGCAUCUUGUGGGACUUGUACUAGUCAUCGUCGUAUUGAUGCAGAAGCAAUAUGCAGGAUAAGGCAAAGUCCGGGGGCUUGUCUCAGAAAGCAGAGUCACCCUGUUUCUCAAUACUAGUUCAGCAUAUAAUUGCCCACAAUGCCAUUCCAGUUUAUAAACCAGAUAUAUA